Messenger RNA from Stylonychia lemnae, 636 nucleotides. Lineage: Eukaryota; Ciliophora; Spirotrichea; Sporadotrichida; Oxytrichidae. The record is from the annotation of a GenBank genome assembly.
AUGCUUAACAUAUUUAAUAGUGUGUUUAUACUCUACAGACUCUACGCAGAUGCCCCUAAUAACGAUAUUUGGUCUUUCAGAUUCCCUUUGCAUGACCAUAAUAAUCUGUAAAAGACCUUUAGAAUAGCAGAAUUAGCCCCUUUUCUCGAAAUAAUUCAUCAUUUCACUGGGAUUUACAAACUCAAAGCUCAUAUCUUUGUUAACAUGCUCAUCCAUGCAUGGAUUUGGUUCGGUGUUAUUGAAUUUAACCUUCAAAAUGAAUAUGUCAUCUACUGGGUGAUUGUUAGAUCACUCAGCAAAGUCAUCAGACAUUUUUACAAUGCCUACUUAGCCAUGGACUUAAAAUAUGAGAUCUACUUAAUUGAUUACUUAAGAAUGAGUUCCUACUACAUAAUCUACGUCAUUGAAUACUUCCUAUCCCUAAUUUUAGUCAUCUAAACCCUCCCAGUCAUUAAGGAUGGUCAAAUGAUGACAUAGAGGAUGCCAAAUUUCUUCAACUUCGACUUUGACUAUUAACUAGUAUAUUUCUUUUACAUAUGUGCAAGCAUCCCUUACUUCAUUAAUACCUUCGUCUACUUACACAGAAAGAGAAAGCAGCAACUCUACCAAGCAAAAAUCAGAGCAAAGCUUCAUUGA